Callithrix jacchus (white-tufted-ear marmoset) is the source of this 865-nucleotide messenger RNA. The record is from RefSeq and is a predicted model, not a curated record. NCBI's taxonomy places the organism in Eukaryota, Metazoa, Chordata, Mammalia, Primates, Cebidae.
CCAUUCCGGCCCCAGUGCGUGUGUGUGUGUGUGUGAUGUGUGCAGCCCUGCUCCGGCAUGUGUCUUCUGUCUCUCAGGCCCACUCGCCUGGGCCUCAUGUCACUUGCCUGACAUCCGAUUGUGAAAGAUGUCACCCAGAGGCGGGCAGAGAGGCCGUCUUUUCCUUUUCUCUUUGCUGCCCAGGGAGGAGAUGGGGUGGCCUUUCCCACAAGGGCAGCCUGUGUCGAUGUGGCAGCCGGGCCUUACCCCGGCAGGGCUGUGCAUGACCCCCCGAGUGGGGGAAGUCCGGCUGUUGCCAUGGUGGCUUGAGCGAGCCGAAUUCCUCCAGGGUGAAGUGGGAGAUAUUUAUACCCGGGGUCAGGCCGGGAGCGGGCGGGCGGAGAGGGCAGGGUGCUGGGAUUUCGAGGGGUGCAGUGAGGCCGAGUGUGUAAGCAGGUGGGACUUGGGCGUGCCCCGCUGUCUCCUGCUCCGUGUCUGUGUGAGCCGGCUCCUCCUCUCCCCCUGCCAGGACUACCGGUCCCUGCGGAUCGGAGGCCUCAUCAUCGCAGGGAUCCUCUUCAUCCUGGGUAUCCUCAUUGUGCUCAGCAGAAAAUGCCGGUGCAAGUUCAACCAGCAGCAGAGGACUGGGGAACCCGAUGAAGAGGAGGGAACUUUCCGCAGCUCCAUCCGCCGUCUGUCCACCCGCAGGCGGUAGAAACACCUGGCACGAUGGAACCCUGCCGAGUGCUGCAGGACUCCCCUGGCACCUGAGGUCUCCCACGCUCCACCUGCGCGCCCACCGCUCCCUCCGCCGCCCCUUCCCCAGCCCUACCCCGCAGACUCCCCCUGCCUCCCAGAUUUCCAAUAAAACGUGCAUUCCUCUCGA